AUGCACUCGACGGAUCCUGGGAAUUGUCGAAAGAAUGGUGGUUAUAUUGGACCGCCGAAGCAUUUUCCUUCAACCAUUUCUCCAAUCAAUCCGAAGCCAUCACAACCUCAGUUCGAUGACGAACAAAUGAAUCUACUGAAAUCGAUUAUCAACCAGUCUAAAAUCGUUCCCAUGAUGCCACGAGACACGAAACACUUGUGCCACGUGUUCAAGGAGGAAUAUGGCUCCGAGAAGACUGUAGAGGAGCUCUACUUUGGCCCAGAUUUCUUGAUUUUUGAGUUUAUCCACCGAGUAAUGGGUUCGAAUAUUGUACUGAAUAAAGACCCACUGAUAAAUGCUCAAACUUUGCACGAUUUGUUAUAUAUGACAAGUGUAGUGGUGUACGAGCCCGUUUUCAAAUGGCUUGUCGACGCUGGUGUCAAAGUGUUUCUGAACACCGAUCGAAAGUUAUUGUUGGAGGAGCAUAUGAACACGGACCACAGCCACGUGCACUGCUGGAGCCGGAAACGUCGUGACUAUUUCAUUUAUUUGGACGAACAGGAGAAGAAGCUUCUUGAAGGAGCGACUGACAAAUCUGGUGAAGUGGAUCAGGCCGAAGAUUUGGAAGAAGAAGAGGAAAUUGCUUCAGAGAGCGGAGAUCAAGUGUUCUCGCCAGUGCCUUCUUGGAAUUCGCCGCCAAGUUCAAAUUCUUCUCCGAUGUGGAAAUGACCACUGACUUCGAAUUCUUCGAGAAUUUCGAAUUCGCCGCCAAGUUCGGAAUCCUCUUUAACCUGGAAAUCGUCGCCAAGUUCCAAUUCAUCUCCAGAUCCAACUCCAGAAGAGCAUAUUGAUAAAGAAUGGAGCUCUACCAAUUCUGCCAGUAUCGGAGCGCUCGUGAGACCUAUGACGUCACAAAAUUCGAAAAAAUCGAAAAAUUCGGGUGUCACUGAUUAUAUGAAACGAAAAUUUCCUGCCGCAUCAUCCAAGCCUCGUGGCGAUGCUCUCGAGAGCACUGUGACUCCUGAAAAGCGAGAAAUUCCAGCUCAAACAUCGAGCUCUACACCACUAUUUUCGAGAAUUUUUGAAAUGUUUGGGGAUCACUCAAAAUCUCCAACUUCUUCUCAAAAUGUCUCGGAUUCUUCCACGAAAAGUCGUCCAGAAAUUCAAAUUUUGACAAAAAAUCCGGUUUCUGCUCAAAAUGGCUCGGAUUUGCACGGAACUUCCACGCAAAGUCGUCCAGAAGCUCAGAAAACUCCAGUUUCGACGCGAAAAUUCGUCCCACAAGCUUCGCUACCAACGAAAAUAUGGAAAUAUCCAGUUUCUACUCUGAACCGACCGGAUAUUUCGAGAAAAUCAGACAAAAAUCGUCGAGAGGGAGAAAUUGUGCAGAAAAGAUCAGCUUUCGUUGAGAAUCCAUCGAAAAUUCCGCAAAAUUCUGCUACAUUGAAGAGAGCUGGUUCAGCUGCUCAAAUUCCGGCGAAAAAUCCGGUUUCUGCUCAAAAUCGCUUGGAUUUGCAAGAAAUUCCAUCGAAAACUCCGAAAAAAUCGGUUAAGGCGGAGAAAAAUGCUCAAAACUUGGCGGAAAAUCUACAAAAAAGCGUCAAAACCGUUCCAGUGACUCAAAUUUCAUCGAAAACCACAGUUUCUGCUCGAAAUCGCUUGGAUUUGGACAAAAUUCCAUCGAAAACUCCGCAAAAACUGGUUAAGGUGGAGAAAAAUAGCUCAGAUGCCCCGAAUUCGUCAGGAAAUCCAGUUUCUGCUCAAAAUCGCUCGGAUUUGCAGGAAAUUCCGCGAAAAUCUGUCACUUUGGAGAAAAGUGCUCAAAAGAGCGUCGAAAUGGCACCAGAGGCUCCGGAAACCCCACUAAAAACCAUUUCUCAAGAGAAAAAUCGCUCAGAAUCUCACAAUUUGCCUGAAAAGUCGGCUUCUACCCAACGUCCAACGAUUACUCUCCAAGAAUCCUUAAAUUUGUCGAAAAUUACGCCAGAAUCUCAGUUUUCAACUCAAAAUCUCGCGAUUCUACACACAAUUCCAAUGAAAAUCUCGGAAAUAUCGAAAAGUCCAGCUGCUUCUACCCAAAAUGAUACGGAUACGCCGAGAAUUUGGCUGCAAUUGGAUCGAACUCAACCGAAGGCCAUUAAAGUAGAAGAAGAACCAACGGAUGUGGUGGAGCCAGAAGCAGCUGAAAUUCCGCUGGAAACUGGGAAUUUGGAGGCUUCAAGCGUCGAGCAGGAUGCUGAAAAUGCUGAAAAUCCAGAAGAUCCAGGAGAUUCAGAUCCGCCGAAUUUGGAUCCAGAAAUGGAAAAAUGUAUGGAUUUUCUCGUGGAAAUCAUCGAUAAUUUCACUGAUCCAGUUAUUAAAACUGAUAUUUGGAAAUUGUAUUAUUCACGAAUGAAGCCAGAUGUGUCUGAAAAAGUCAUUAAUAACAGAUUCCAAUCAAAGCUGGCUCCAAUUAUACACCGUCUGGACAAUUAUAGCAUUGAGACUCGUGUUCGAAUUAUGUUCGUUAUGGGUGUUCCAGUGGAAGCUGGCUUUUUGAAAAAUCUUCGCAAAACCGCAGUGGUCCGUGUUGAUGAAAAUCAAAUGAUCACGAAAUAUGUAGCUUGUGCUGAUGAUGGUGGAUUGAAGCUCGAAGGAAAUCAUUCAAUGUCGGAUAAAUUGAAGAAUCGAAAGAAAAGUAUGGAUUGGGUUAAGGAGGAUGAUUCGGAGAAGAAAGAGGACGAGAAUGGUGACAAAAAGACGAAAAAGAGAUCGUCUACUUCCAGAAGACGUACACUCAGUGAUCAUCUUGAAGAUAGUGAUAAAGAGGAAAGAGCCAGCCGUUCAAAGACAAAAAUGCUGCGAAAAGACGAUGAAAAUGAGAAGAAGACCAAUGGCUCAGUGGACGAACGUGACGAAGAUGAUAUAGCUUUCCGUUCGAUAACGGAACGACAGCUGAAAGUUGCGGAAAAUGCUGAAAAUGGGAAGAAAGCUUCCGCCACCAAAAGACGUCUAGUGAGCAGUUCUUCUGACGAAAGUGACCAAGAGUCCAGAUCUACUCGAUCUACGACUAACAAGCAGCGAAAAAUUGCUGAAAAUGAGAAGAGAGCUUCUACACCCAGAGUUCGUAUUAUCAGUAUCUCUUCAGACGAAAGUGAUAAGGAGGAAGAACCAAGCUGCUCGAAUACUAAGAAGCAGGCGAAAAUGGCUGGAAAUGAGAGGAAAACUAUAGCCCCAGCAAGACGUUCAGUUGGCGACACCCCAAUCGAUAAUGAAAAAGAAGAGCGGGAAUGCCGUUCGAACACGAAAAAGCAGCGAAAAGUCGCUGAAAAUGAGAAAAACCCAUCCAAGCUCCGAAGACGUUUGCUGGAAGCUUCAUCCGACAAAAGUGACAAGGACGAGAGAACAAGCUGCCCAAGUUCCAAAAAACGACCAAAACUCGCUGAAAAUGAGAAGAACGCCGCUUCCCCACCCACAAGACAUCAACAGAAUGGCUCUAAGGACAAAAAUGAGAAGCCUGGUUGCUCGAGCACCAAGAAACAGCAAAAUGUCGUUGAAAAUGAGAAGAAAGCUCCAACUCCAAUUCCAAAGCCCGAUGGCCAGAAUAUCACUACUUCUAAUCAUUCUGGAAAUGAAAGUGAUGGUAUUGAAUUCGUCGGAGCAUAUGGACCUGAGCACGGCGUUCCUGUAUCCUCUGGAAUUCCGGCUCCUUCUGUGAAAAUUGAGCCAAUGAGCUUGACCUUUUCCAAUGACAACGUGGCAUACACGCAGGCGGAGGCCUCAUCUUCGUCUAAUUACCUUCCAAUACCAUAUCCACAACCAACAGGAACUAUUGGCCUACACGAAUUUUUUGAACUUUUGCGUCAUAUUCUUAUUCUGUUGGAACGUGAAGAGCUCUCGGAGCUCACGAAACAAAUCAAGACAAUCAUCGAAAAUGGAAGCGAUGAAAAAAUUCCAACGAAUCGAAUCAAUUCGGUGCUCGACGUGGCAUUCUACAAAAUUCAGCGAAAAUUCGUCGUGACAUCAUCAUCAUCAUCAUCGUUGCCCAAUUCGACGAGCGCUCGAGGAUUCUUGAAAAUUUUCAAAACGGUUCUGUAUUCGUUAGAAUCUCCAGAAGUCUAUGGGCUCUUGGAGCAAGUUAAAGAGAAAUUGGCCGAGUUGGAGCAUUUGGAUAUGAAUAUUUCAACUGCUCACAUUGAGGAAUGUGUCAAAGAAAUCCUCUCUAUCUUCUCAUAAUU
Messenger RNA from Caenorhabditis elegans, 4196 nucleotides. The record is from the annotation of a RefSeq genome assembly. Lineage: Eukaryota; Metazoa; Nematoda; Chromadorea; Rhabditida; Rhabditidae.